Bacillus rossius redtenbacheri is the source of this 6759-nucleotide messenger RNA. RefSeq names its product spermine synthase (gene Sms). Gene Ontology annotation, biological process: spermine biosynthetic process. Bases 250 to 1359 code for a protein of 369 amino acids. Gene Ontology annotation, molecular function: spermine synthase activity. NCBI's taxonomy places the organism in Eukaryota, Metazoa, Arthropoda, Insecta, Phasmatodea, Bacillidae. The record is from RefSeq and is a predicted model, not a curated record. The transcript is spliced from 9 exons.
AUGUGAAAUUGAAUCAGCGUGAAUAUUUUUUUGGAUGUUUGAGAUAAAGGAAUUGAAGUUUGUGUUGUUUUAUGUUUCAAAUUGCAUAAAACGAUAUUUAAAGACCUAUAUUUAUUUUUUAAAGAUUGUAAGAAUCACUGUGUCUUUACUUUGUAAUAGUUCUAAUUUUAUGUAUUACAUUUGGUUUGUUUUAAGCGUUAUCGUAGCAGACGCCAUGCCGGUUCCGGUGCAUUGAGUGCAGCAAACAGAAUGGCAGCUAACACAAUUCUCGUAGAUUUCUCAGUCAGUCGGGCAGCUAUUACGGACUCAGGCCAGAAGAAGGGCCUGAAGAACGGCAUCAGGACGGUGCUGUCGGCGUACCUGCCCGGCCUCAAGAACAAGUACAGCGACGAGCUGGAGGACGGCAGCUUCGUGGAGCUGCUGCAGGGGGACGAGGGCGUGCUGGUGUCCCUGCGAGGCUACGCCCAGGGGCUGGUCACCUGCAGCAUCGAGUACUUCAAGCGGGACGGCGACAAGCCCGUGCUCACCUACGAGUCGAUUCGUAAGCUUGAAACGGAAUUGGGUGAAAAACUUGGGAGUGCAAGAACCCAUGCAUUGCCAUGUCUGACCCGUGGAGGUUUAAUUUACAAAUAUUUUCCUUCCGCAGAUGAGCGCAUAUUGGAGUAUGACAUUGAUAAAGUGGUGUUUGAAGAGAAGUCUCCGUUCCAGAAGGUCUUGAUUGUUCAUUCUCGUAGUUUGGGGAACAUGCUGGUGCUGGACGAUUUGCAAAACAUCUCGGAGAGCGACCUGGUGUACACGGAGAUGCUGAUGCAGCGAGGGAAGGAGUGCUACGAGGGGAAGGAGGUGGUGAUCCUGGGAGGGGGCGACGGGGCGCUGCUUUGGGAGCUGCUCAAGGAGAAGCCCAAGUUCGUCACCAUGUUGGAGAUAGACGAGGUGGUGAUCCGGGCGUGUCGCAAGCACCUGCGUAGCUGCUGUGGCACCUGCCUCGACACGUACAAGGGAGACAACUACGAAAUCAUCAUCGGAGACUGCGUUGAAGUCUUGAAGAAAUUCAUUGCGGAAGGACGGAAAUUUGACUAUGUUUUUGGUGAUUUGACCGAUAUUCCAAUCUCUACCUCUCCGCAAGGUGAAUUGUGGGACUUCAUAAGACUGAUAUUGAAUUCCUCUGUAGCAGUGUUGAAGCCAAAUGGAAAAUACAUGACGCACGGGAAUGGAGCGUCGUGCCCGGAGUCCCUGCGCAUGUACGAGGACCAGUUGACGAAGCUCGACACCAAAGUGGAGUUCUCGCGCAGCCGUGCCUUCGUCCCGUCCUUCAUGGAGGAGUGGGUCUUCUACCAAGUGUGGAAGAAGGACAACUAGCAUCUCGCUUCUCCUGGGCUCUCCAUCUCGGUCGCUUGCCAACUGACGCUAGCCGUGACGCCGGUUCUCUUUUCCCUGUGCGGUAUGCGACCAUCGGUCGUGGUGACGACAUCACGGUCGGGAUGUCGCAGUGUUGGAACUUCAAGGCUGUGUGUUUCCAGGAAGGAUUCGUAGCAUGAAGUAUGGUUGCUGGCACUCGUCCUCUUUUGUAGUUUUUCCUUUAGUAUUGUUUUGUUAUUCUUUCUAGUGACUUGCAGUUACCAUAACAUGCUGUGUUUCUCUUGCCGAAAGUAUUUUGAUGUGGGAGAGCUUCUAGGUAUAAUGUAUAUACCGAGCAUUAGUGUUAUGAAAAAAUUUUCGGCAGUUGUAGUAUGUAGUGCACGACGGCGGAAUUCCAGGUGAGAAUCUUGAGAAAUGUUGCAAAGUUUAUAGUGUUACCUAAGAAAAAUUUACACUUCACAUUGAGGAAAAUGUUGUAAAAUGAUGGAUAGUACUAUAGGAAUGUUAUUGUAUUACUGUUCAUAGUUAGUGCUGUGGUAGUAAAGGUGGGUUUACGAUUGAAAAUUAAGAAUUAAGACUUAAGACUUAGUCGUGUACUUGCCAUAUGACUCUAUGUAAACUAGUGAGAUGGUUUAUGAUUGUCGUGUGUGAGUUUUGACGGGUCGUGUGCGAACCAUAUGAUGACUUAAAACUUAACAGACAUGGUUAUAUUUUAUAUUUUUCGUUAAGACUUAAGGGAAGCGACCAAUCACAACAAACCGGAACCUUUCAACCGGAAGUUAUGUCUUAUUAUUGGACCGAGCGAGACAGUAUUUUGGGUUAGAAUUCAUAUAUUUGUCAUUUGUAAUCAUCAUCCAUUUCGAAAAAUAGAUAUCCCAUUUGUCAAUAACCUAUUUCAAACCUGCUGCUCCGUUUCGAACAAUGACCGACCAUGUGUUUUGUGUUGUGAUUGGUUAGAAUUAACGACUUCUAUGUCAAUCAUAAACUGGAAAAUGUAGUUUUGACUUAAUCGUGUGCUCGAUGUUAAGUUAUAAUUCUUAAGGAAAUCAAUCGUAAACCCAGCUUAAUAGCAUUGUAGCACUGUACAUAUUGGGCUUAUUUCAAAUGCCAUAUGGCCGAUUUUUUUUUCUUUUCCAAUUUUAGAAAUUAAUUUGCUUUUGCCAAAUCGAAAAAAAAAAAUCAUCAAAUCAUUGUUUUAUUCUUGUAAUUGAAAAUUUUUUAUAAUUUAUAUACAUUAAUUUGUAGGAGACUUCAAACUGAGUUUUCAGUUUGUUAGAAUGUAAUAACAUAAAUAUAUAAGAAUCAAUUUCUAAUUUAUUUAAACUGUUAUCAGUUUAGCUUUUAUCCUAAAUAAUUUUAAAAGUUGAUAAAAGCCUAUGCAUCAAAUUAAAUUUUUUUGUGCUAUAAGACUCUGACACCGUUAAGAUUUUUAAAGUGUAGAAUGAUAGAUACUGGAGGAGCAUUACUUAAAAUAGGCUUGGUUAUGGUUGGAUUAUUAUAUUAUGCUUAUAUUCUACAAGAAAAAAAAUUCUAUGUAAUUCUGUUAAGUUAAUAAUUUGUAAUAUACUGUAUUUACUCGCAUAAUCGUCACACUAAUUUUACCAAAUUUUAUGAAAAAAAAAAGUGAGGUGCGACCAAUAUGUGAGGAAAAAUUUAAAAAAAAAAAAUUUUAAGUAAAAUUUUUUAGUAAAUCGCUUGUAAAUGCUAAAUUAAAGAAGUUAAUAUCUAGGUACAUGGUACCUAUACGUAAUAUUUAUUUACAAUACGCACAAAAUAAACAAAACAACUUUUGGUUACAAGAAGUUUGGCAAAAUAAAAAUAUAGUAUAAACACAAAAUUGCGAAAAAAUCAAUAAACAAAAUACAUUUAUAAAACACAUUCAGUCUCAACACUCACCAAGUUUAUCUAUUUAUUGUCUGAACUAGAUUCUGAUGCAUCAGAUUCAUUUGCCGAGACGUCAAUGUCAUCUUAGUCGCCGCUGUCGUCACGUGUUAUUCAAGUUGUCUGUUUGUUUUCGCCAGUCACGAACAAGUUUUUCACUCACUGAAAAUUCUCUUCCAUGCUCUUCUGCAAAUGCGAUUACGCGCAACUUGAAACUGGCAGUAUACGAAUUGUAUUUACCCAUAUUUUUACAAAAUGAACUUUCUCAAACUCUGCUAUUACUGGUACUUUCCAUUCCAAUGCAAACGAGAUAAAACAAUGCCAUCACAGCAUCUUAUCUUCCACACACAUUCCUUCCUCCCACACGGCCAAUUAGGACAUGCCGCUCAAGGUUGGACCAAUGAUGAGCGCCACACGCCACGUGAAAGCAGGCUGUUCCAUUGUGUUUACGGCUGUUCCAUUCGUGCGUCGCGCCUCGCGCCUCAGUCGCCGUCAAUAAAUAAGGGUGCGACGAUUAUGAGGAGAAUCUUAAAUACCAAAUUCAUUACCUCAAACAAUAGGUGCGACGAUUAAGCGAUGGCGACGAUUAUUCGAGUAAAUACGGUAAGUUUUUCCUCUUGCAAUCACAUACAUUAAGAAAAUAAUAACAGUGACAAGUUUUAAAAAAUUUUUCUGCUGUGCAGAGUGUUUUGCUAAGUUCUAUACAUUACAUAUGUAUUUAAAAAAAAAAAAACAGGAGUUGCUUUUGGGUUCUGGGCGAAGUAUGGUUGCAAAGCUGAAACGUAAGGGGGGGUUGCAGGAUGUGCAGCACCGCCGAUCGCUGGUGCUGCCCCCGAGGUGCUUCUGUGAUCGUCGGACUUGUUCGUUGUGGCGAUCGUGUUCUCUUCUUUGUGCUCCUUCCCAUUCCCUCACGCAUGCGCACCUUUUCUUAGGGUGGUUUGUUGCGGGUUGCCUUGGAGAUUACUAGCAGUUAUGUCAGUGAUGCAAGGACCGAUCAUGGGUGCAUGUAAGUAUGCAGUAUCUGAUGUGACUUGGUUAGUUUAUAUUUUGUUUUGGCUGCCACUUGCAAAAUUUUUGUUUGAAAUUUUUUUUUUUGUGACCUUUUGAAUUGUUUGAACGUACCACAGCACCAUGAUCAGAUCCUGUGCAGCACUUGUCGAGACUUUUCCCCAAUCUGGUCUUUAUGGGUUUUUUCACUCUUUGUUAGCAGUUCGCGAGUAAUGCCGUGCUCAUGGGUUUUUUGAUUAAGCAUUUUGAAUAAUGCUGUUCUAUCGUUUUAAGUCCCUUUGAGUCUCAAAUGAAAAUACCUACCUUCUACAAGUUAUAUUUUUUGUUGAAACAUUUACAAAUUGUUUUCAAUCCAUGUUUAUCAUUUUGUUUUUUAUCCACAUUAAACUGUGGAUGAAUAGUUAACACAGUAUAUGUGGAACUAGCAUGAAACUGGAAUAUUGCCCAGCAAGGAGGUAGCACCUGCCCUUGAGACACCCCUGUAAACACACCCUCAGCCUUUGUAGGUGAUAGUGAACCAAGGAUGCAUUUUCUUACACAGAGGAACUUCAUUAUAACAUGACAGCUGUGCUGUGUACAUUUGUUAUAAUUAUAUAAUAAUGUCUACUUCCACGAUUAAAUAGAGUUAGAAACAAUCAUUGAAGUUUCAGAAUGAUCUGAUAUUUUCAUCUAGUGGCUAGGUGUAUCUUCGAUUUUGCAUAGCUACGCUAAACUUAACAUAUUUUUUUGAAACAAUUAUAUAUGUGCAUUUUAUGUGUCAUGUUGUCCACAGUGAAUAAUGGGCAUCAUAAAAUGACAUCCUUAUCAAAUUGUCUCAUGUUCAUAGUUAUUUUAUUGAAAGAAUGAUUGUUUUCUCAAGCCAUUGUUUUUUAAUGUUUUUUGUACUUGGUUUAUGUAGUUUUGUUUAAAGAAAAUCGGUGUUAGAAUUCCCAGUAGCUAGUCUGGUGAUGCAUUUCUAAGUGUGUUGAUAACAGUAUACCAUUUAGCACCUUUUUAAAAAAUUUUGUCUGUAAAGAGUUAUCCUGAUGUCUUUAUCCAGUUUUUAUAUUUGCCCUAUUAAACUACAGUAUUAACAAAAAGAAAUAACCUGUAUGUUUUCUCUUUCAAUAAACAUAAUAAAUUUCAGCACUUUUACCCACUCAAAAAGUGUUGACAUUUCUAUUUGCACAAUAUUCACAUUUUUAAAGUGUCAACUGUUUAGAAGUAUUACUUUUAGAUAACUCAAAUUCUGUUUUUAUUAUAAUGAUAUGUUUUAUUAUGAAGAUUUGUUCAUUGUUAUAUAUUUUUUUGCUACCUUUUGAGUCUCAGGCAUAAUUAUUAACUUGUAGCAAGUUUCUCCUACGUGUGAAACUGUGACUUUAGUUUAUUUUGUCAUCACAAGUUUUGCAGCAACAAUUUGUAUUUCAGUUGUGUGUAUGUUCAGGUGUAAUUGGUUUGUAUGUACCUUUCAAAGUUGUAUAAAUCACAUUAGAAAUUUGUAAAAGAAUUUUAGUUUUUGCAUGUUACAAUAACUAACAUAGUGUUCUUCAUAAGUUUGCCAAGUAUUGUGUGGAGGAAGUAUGUUAUAUUGCAUCUCAUCUUCAUAUUCCAGUGUGCAUUUAAAUGGGCAUUUACUUCCUCUUUCCAAUGCACAAUCUUUGCCAUUAGCUCUGUCCUUGUCUCGGUGUGCUCUGUUGCCAGGUGAACACGAUAGAGCACAAAACUUUUUAAUGUAAUGAAAAUUUAGUUAAUGUAUUGAAAGAAUUGCAUUUUGCAAGGUAACAUUUUGGAAUGAGAAUUGUGGUUAUACAUUUCCCUGUUGUUUUAUCAAGAGCAUUAUCUGAUAAUUUCUAAUUUUUAUUUAUUAGGAGAUGUAGGUAAUUGAAAUAUGCUAUCUUGGUUUCAGCUGUUUUUGUUAACAUUUUGUUCAUUUAAUUUAAUUUUAAGAAGUUUGGCUCUUUUUAGCUUGGCACAUACUUUCAUGGAAUGUCUUGUUAUUAAUAGUGACUUAACUGUUACAAAUAGUAGUUUCUCCUGUGAAAUAAUUAUCAUUGUUUAGCAUUUAAUAAUUUUUUUGGUCAAAAUGACUACAACUGUAAUAAUACUGUCAGUAGACACUUCUAUGGCCUUAGAAAAAUCAUGAAAUAGUAUAAUUAAAUUAAAACUUAUUAUAAUUUACAAUGGUAUACAAAAUAAGACUUAAUUUUAACAACAUGGGGUAGUAUCAGUAUGGCAACACUGUUCGCUGUUCACUCUUGUACUGCAAUCUAAGCCUAAAACAGUAGACAGCAUCGAUCACAAGGCCUUGUGCUUAAGGGCUCGGUUUAAGGUCACAGUUGUGAUUGUCUCGUGAGAGCGCUGGUAGUCGUGUUUGGUAGAAGACUUGUUAUCGCAGGUAUGUCAUCUUCCCCAGCGCCACGCUUUAUGGUGAAAGGGCGUGUCUACGUGGCGUUGCCAUGCGUUACCUGACGGAUGCUUGCACACAGCAGCCCGCAAGACGCGCAUUCGUCAAUCUGUUAAUAUAUGCUACUG